Messenger RNA from Fulmarus glacialis (Northern fulmar), 411 nucleotides. RefSeq names its product ribosomal protein S12 (gene RPS12). Gene Ontology annotation, cellular component: ribosome; cytosolic small ribosomal subunit. Gene Ontology annotation, molecular function: structural constituent of ribosome. The coding region runs from base 15 to 380 and encodes 121 amino acids. Gene Ontology annotation, biological process: translation. Lineage: Eukaryota; Metazoa; Chordata; Aves; Procellariiformes; Procellariidae. The transcript has 4 exons. The record is from RefSeq and is a predicted model, not a curated record.
CUGCUGGAGGUGUAAUGGAUGUUAACACUGCCCUGCAAGAAGUGCUGAAGACCGCACUUAUCCACGAUGGCCUAGCUCGUGGUAUUCGUGAAGCAGCCAAAGCCUUGGACAAACGCCAAGCCCAUCUUUGUGUUCUGGCUUCAAAUUGUGAUGAACCCACGUACGUAAAGUUAGUUGAAGCACUUUGUGCAGAACAUCAGAUCAACUUAAUAAAGGUUGAUGACAACAAGAAACUGGGUGAAUGGGUAGGUCUCUGCAAGAUUGACAGAGAAGGAAAACCUCGCAAAGUAGUGGGCUGCAGUUGUGUGGUUGUCAAAGACUACGGCAAGGAAUCUCAGGCCAAAGAUGUCAUCGAAGAGUACUUCAAGUGCAAGAAAUGAACGGAAAAUAAAUUUUGAACUUGACUAGUGU